This is a messenger RNA of Pocillopora damicornis (cauliflower coral), 2369 nucleotides long. RefSeq names its product DNA replication licensing factor mcm5-A. Gene Ontology annotation, biological process: DNA replication initiation; double-strand break repair via break-induced replication; DNA replication. Gene Ontology annotation, cellular component: nucleus; MCM complex. Gene Ontology annotation, molecular function: 3'-5' DNA helicase activity; single-stranded DNA helicase activity; single-stranded DNA binding. The record is from RefSeq and is a predicted model, not a curated record. NCBI's taxonomy places the organism in Eukaryota, Metazoa, Cnidaria, Anthozoa, Scleractinia, Pocilloporidae.
CAAGUAGUGAUCAGUUGGCAACUUUUCGCAGAAAUGUCUGGAUUUGACGAGCGCCCGGUUUAUUUCAGCGAUGCUUUUGGUUCAGAGGAACAAGCAGAUGAGCGAGAAGUCAACAGAAUCAGUGCCAAGAAGCGAUUUAGGGAGUUUAUCCGUGAAUUCCACGAAGGAACUUUUAGCUACGCGUAUCGUGAUCAGCUUAAGAGACACUAUAAUUUAGGACAGUUUUACCUUGAAGUAGAUUUGCAAGAUUUGACGAGCUUUGAUGAGCAACUUGCUGAUAAACUCACCAAAAGUCCCGCAGAAUUCCUGCCUUUAUUUGAAGAUGCAGCCAAAGAAAUGGCAGAUGAGGUGACUAAGCCACGGCCUUUAGGAGAAGAGGAAGUACAGGAUAUUCAGAUCACUCUCAAGUCUGAGGCAAACCCCAUGAGUGUCAGGGAGCUGCGAUCUGAGCAAAUGGCUAAAUUGGUAAAGAUUCCAGGCAUUAUCAUCAGUGCCUCUGCCAUUCGUGCCAAGGCAACUAACAUUACAAUCCAGUGCCGUUCUUGUCGCAACACAAUCUCCAACAUUCCUCUAAAGCCAGGUCUUGAGGGAUAUGCAAUGCCUCGCAAAUGCCCAAGUGACCAAGCAGGUCGUCCACCAUGUCCUUUGGAUCCAUUUUUUAUCAUGCCUGAUAAAUGCAAAUGUGUUGACUUCCAAGUACUGAAGCUGCAAGAAUCUCCAGAUGCUGUCCCUAAUGGUGAAAUGCCACGGCACAUGCAGUUGUACUGUGACCGGUAUUUGACAGAGAAGGUUGUUCCUGGUAACAGAGUCACGGUGAUGGGUAUUUAUUCAAUCAAAAAAGUUGCUCAAAAGGCUGACAAGGAUCGUGAUGGGGUGGGUGUUGGUAUCAGGAAGCCAUACCUUCGUGUCGUUGGCAUUCAGGUGGAUACAGAAGGUCCUGGUCGCAGCUCAGGGGCACCCCUGAAUCCCUUGGAAGAAGAGGAGUUCAACAGAUUUGCCAGCAGAACUGAUGCAUAUGAAACAAUAGCAAAAAGUAUUGCGCCAUUUAUUUAUGGAAGUGAAGAUGUCAAGAAGUCCAUUGCAUGUCUGCUGUUUGGAGGGUCUCGCAAAAGGCUCCCUGAUGGACUCACACGACGUGGAGACAUCAAUGUCUUGCUGCUUGGUGACCCAGGUACUGCUAAGAGUCAACUGUUGAAGUUUGUAGAGAAGGUUUCUCCCAUCGGUGUGUACACAUCAGGUAAAGGAAGCAGUGCCGCAGGAUUGACAGCAUCUGUUAUGAGGGAUCCUGUGUCACGUAACUUCAUUAUGGAGGGAGGAGCCAUGGUACUUGCAGAUGGAGGUGUAGUUUGCAUUGACGAGUUUGACAAGGUAAGUAGCGAUGAGACAAAUUUAUAUUGUAGGGAGAAGUUGCAAGUUCUUAUUAAUCUUUCAAGAAGCUUGAGAAAAUGUGUUUUUUUCCCUUCCAAUCCCUUCCGUCAGCGCCUUGCCAAACACGUCAUGCAAGUUCAUUUGAAUGCCGCUCAAACAGGACAAGCACAAGAGGGAGAGCUGAGCCUGAAUUUUAUAAAGAAGUACAUUGGUUACUGUCGGAACAAAUGUGGCCCAAGGCUUUCUGAGGAAGCUGCUCAAAUGCUGAAGAAUCGCUAUGUUCUCAUGCGAAGUGGAGCGCGAGAUUAUGAGAAGGAUGCUGAAAAAAAGAUCAACAUACCUAUAACUGUCAGACAACUGGAGGCAAUCAUCAGAAUUUCAGAGUCACUGGCAAAAAUGAGGUUACAACCAUUUGCUACUGCAGUGCAUGUUGAAGAAGCCCUGAGGCUCUUCCAGGUGUCAACUCUGGAUGCUGCCAUGUCAGGCAGCCUCUCAGGAGCUGAAGGUUUUACACCUGAACAGGAUGUUGAGGAAGUUAGACAAAUUGAAAAGCAAAUAAGGAAGAGAUUUGCCAUCGGCACUCAGGUUUCAGAGCAGAGAAUUAUCCAAGAUUUUGCCAAACAGAAAUAUUCUGAACAAGCAAUCCACACAGUUAUUUACAUAAUGCUGAGGAGAGGAGAGCUUGAACACAGGUUUCAAAGAAAGGUUCUUUACAGAGUGAAAUGAUCAAAGCCAAUUCUGAGAACUCUUUAACUCUGACUUCACCUCUGGCAUUUACAAGUCUUUAUGGGGCAAGUCAGAAUCUUGUGCAGUUUCUACAAGCUCUCAGCAUUUAAAAAUUUUCUUGUGUACAAAAAUGUAUCUAAGCUGUCCAGAAACAAAAAGUUUGUAUUGCAUCUCUUCAAAUUGCAUUUUGAAGUGUUCAUGUGUAAGGAGUGCUGCAUGCAUGUUAGUGGAUGAAAAUAAAUGGUAAAGGUCAAAAACUUUUUGAUUAGUCUGAA